Messenger RNA from Ziziphus jujuba (common jujube), 2236 nucleotides. RefSeq lists its product as uncharacterized. The coding region runs from base 175 to 2004 and encodes 609 amino acids. Gene Ontology annotation, cellular component: GPI-anchor transamidase complex. The record is from RefSeq and is a predicted model, not a curated record. The transcript is spliced from 13 exons. NCBI's taxonomy places the organism in Eukaryota, Viridiplantae, Streptophyta, Magnoliopsida, Rosales, Rhamnaceae. Gene Ontology annotation, biological process: attachment of GPI anchor to protein.
CCCACGACCACACGGUUAAAAGCCGUGCGCUCUACCGGCUGAGCUAAGACGGCUGUGCGAUCUCUUCCUCCAAUUCAUUAUAGAAAGACAAGAUAGCGGAUGUAGGCUUCGCAACUCUCAACAAUACAACAUUCUUACAGAGAGCACGAUCCAAGGAUCUUCGGUGGUUCAACAAUGGCGGAAGUUUCAGAUUCCGAACCUCCAAAAUCUGAAACAUCUCAAGUACAAGAACCAGCAUCCGAUUUCGAUCCCAAAACCAUGCGAAAAACCAAACCUGGGUUAAAACGGCUCGUGCUGACCCUUUCAGUCCUCUUCUCCUUCGUCCUAGGCUUCCCUUUCUUAUGGAAAACAGUGGAAAUCUACCGCGCACCUCUACCAUUCCGCGAAGUUGAGUCCCUCUCAGCUCAGCUCGAUUCUAGUCCAUUGCUGUUCCCCUGCCAUUUUCAAGCUAUCUUCCUCGGCUUCAACUCUAAAUCCUCCAUCACCUCCUCCGCCAUAGAUGAUCUUCAAGUCUCCAUAAUCAACCAAAUGACCAAAUUCACUCCACAAACCCCGCAAUGCGGCACAUGCAGUACCAACUACACCGUCUCCGUGGUCGUAGAAUCCGACUCCCAGUGUCUCCAAUCCCAGGGCAGUAAAUCUUCGAGUCCAUGGAAGUGCGGUUCAAUGGCCGCGGUUGAUUUUGACUCUGAUGAUGAUGAUGCUAUUGAUGAUUCGUUGGAGUCGGUGUUUGGAGGCUGGUCGGAGGUCGCAUCUGCUGGGAAGGUUUAUACUGUGGUAUGGGUGCGUAGAGAUGAUGAGGUGCGAGCUGUAGUUGGGAAGUACAGGCACGCCUGGAUUUCCGGCAGGGUAUCGGAGGCUGCGGCGGCGGCGUCGAGGAUGGCGGAGAUUUUUGUUAAGGUGUUUGUUAAUGGUGGAAAGGAAGAAGGAUUGAUUCAUGAGGAGUUUAUGCCUGUUGGUGCUGAUGGUAGGAUUGUUCUUUCCUUCAAUUUGCUAAAUGCUGAACCACGUGAUUGGAUUUAUGACUGGGAUUUUCAGGAUGUAGAUGAGAAUCUGUUGUCCCCUGUCAUUGAGGCAUUGGAGCCAAUAGCCAACAUAACGGUGGAAAGUCAGGUGUUAUACCAUACGCCGAAGUCAUCGUUUUCUUACUGGGAUGACAAGUUGGGUAGUUACAUCUUUAGUACGAAGGAUCUUCCUUUUUUCGUAAAUUCAAAUGAGUGGCACUUGGAUACUUCCAUUGCAGCUGGCGGGAGGUCAAAGAUAUUGCAUUUUGUAGUAUAUAUACCAUCAUCAAAGGAGUGUCCUCUUCUCCUACGGCUUCCAGAUGGAGAGAUUUCCAAAACAAAUGGCUUUAUAUCUCCUAAAUGGGGAGGCAUUAUUGUUUGGAACCCAAAAGGAUGUGGGAAAAAUUCUGGGAUUGAGCAUCCAUUCAGGCAUACAAUUUCACACCAGGAUCUUCAGAAGGUUUUUGAAGUUUUCACGGGGCAGUUUCGGCAGCUUUUUGGUCUUAAAUCUGAUAACGUUUACAUUGGUUCUUCAGGCACAUCCAGCCUUUUAGCCAGUGAAAGAGGCUUCACAGUAUGGGAAUUGGAUGUAUUAUCUCGGCAACACACAUGUUCUAGUCUCCAUUCAUGUGCUACAACCCUUGGAUCUCUCUCCAGAUUGGUUCAGUCACUGCCUAGGAUGAUUAUCAUGGAUGAGAUUGGAAAACAGGUGAAGUUCUCGUUGGAUGAAGCAAAAUUGGCUCAAAUUAAUGCCUCUCUUGGAGUUUAUGAUGCUUCAGCUGUAUCGUCUAGGCAAGCAAGAUCUCUUGCGGAAGAAGCCUUCUUCCACCCAUCUAUCAUGUCCGUGAGCUACUACUCAUUUGAGCACUGUUUUGCUGUCUACUCGCCUUUUUUUCUACCAGUUUCAAUGCAUGUUCUCCUGGCUGCUUUAAGGGAGUGGAGACGAUACAAGCACGAAAAUAGGAAGUACUUGGCAUGGAAGUCUAAAGCAGUAUCGUAAUGGCCUCCAUAAGUCACUUAUCUGCAAUGUUCUUUUAUUUUUAGAAGUAGGUUUUUGUUGUUUUAACUUGUAUCAAUCAAGAUUAUUGUGAAAUUAUAAUGGAAAUAUAGUGUAAUAUACUCAUGAUUUCACUUUCUUCCAUUAUAAUUUGAAAGAUAAUACUAGAAAGAUGAUACUCCUGUUACAUAAUUCUUAUAUUAUUUAAAAAAAAAAAAAUUCAUUCUUUUCCUUA